Molecule: messenger RNA, 1197 nt
Organism: Alternaria burnsii
Lineage: Eukaryota; Fungi; Ascomycota; Dothideomycetes; Pleosporales; Pleosporaceae
Exons: 3
Source: RefSeq, a predicted model, not a curated record
CUUUGCUAUAUCAAUGCAUUCAUAGCUGUGGUGCAGGCACAAGACGCUGCGUGUUCAACUUUUAUAUAUCCCACCGACCAUGGAAACCUCACGUUUGCCUUGAGCGCUGCAGAAUCGACUGGCGAUGUCUACUUACACAUCUCUGCACCAGCGACAUACCAGUGGGUCGGUGUUGGUACAGGAAGCGAGAUGGAUGGCAGCGUCAUGUGGAUUGUGUAUGAGAGCUCGGAUAAGAACGGCGUCACACUUUCACCACGAACUUCAGAUGGUCACGUUGAGCCAAGCUUCGACAACAGCAUCGACUGCGUGCUGGUUGAGGGAACUGGUUACCACAACGGGAUCUAUCAGACUUCCGGCACCCACUACUACUCCGCCAACACUCGCUGCAAGAACGUCACUACGUUCGGACAUGGCGAUGGGAAGCUCGAACUGAGCAACGCCAAACAGCCCUUCAUUUACGCAUGGGGUCCUACCGACGACACAAUCGCGAGCGCGUCAACGUCUGCGCAUAUCAAGCGUCACGAGGCAUACGGAAAUUUCUGGAUGGACAUGACUAAAGCUACGUCUAACCAGACGAGUACGGUCAAUGUUCCAAACGGUGCAGUUCUCUCAACUACGAAUAAUGCCGGUGCAGACGAGAAGGCAGAAAGUGACGGCGAUAAGGUUGGCCCAGCCCAUGCAGUCAUCAUGAUCGUUGCAUUUUUGGUCAUCUUCCCACUUGGGGCGGUUCUGCUUCGCUUCCUCGAAAGUGUUAAGAUACAUGGAAUUGUGCAGGGCGUUGGUGUCAUCACUGCCGUGGUUGGAGUGGGACUUGGAAUUUACCUGAGUACAAUGUACAAUCACUCGAAAGACUUCACAUCAGGCCACCAAGUCUUCGGUCUUAUCCUCUUCGCCUUGCUCUUCCUCCAAUGGGGACUUGGACUCUACCAUCAUCUUCGGUUCCGCAAAUACCAACGGCCUACAAUAUAUGGAUAUAUUCACUUGAUCGCUGGUCCAGCUAUCGUCUUGGGUGGUAUCAUCAACGGAUUCAUCGGGUUCAAUUUUAGUGGCGAUUCGAGGGAUAACAAAUAUUAUGGCAUCGCCGUGGCUGUUAUAUUAGUCGUGGUUCUUGGAUUGUUGGCAUGGAAAAGGUGGUCAAAGAGAAAGGAAAGCAAGAUCGACAGGGGUAUGGAGCUGGUCAGGUCUGACAAAGACUAG